GAUAAACCUUGGGCUCAGGCUUCCCUGCCAAUCAGAGUAGGUGGAUUUGGCAUGACACCACUAGUAUCGCUCUCUCAAUGUGCGUUUGUCUCAUCGUGGGCCCACAGCAUCAAAGAGUUGCCAAACUAUUUUUCAAGUCUGAAUCAAAUUCUUGAUAAUGUUGUCCACGGUGACCACGGUGAUCCCCAGAGAGGUUCUAUAGCUCAAGCUCUUCGUGAGGCAGUGCCUUCUGACAAACAACUGGAAGAUAUGCUACGGAAUAAAAGUAAACUACAAAGAAAACUGACACAGGAUUUAGCCAGCACUGCCAUCACUGACAUGAUUAUGAUAAGCUCAUGCGAUAGAGAGGCAGCAAGACUUCGGUCUUUGCAAGGCAAAGGGGCAGGGGCAUGGAUAAAUACGAUACCAACUUCGCAGAAGCUCGCACUAGAAUCCCGCGAUUUUCGCUUGGCGGCCUGCAUGAGGUUGGGAUUGUCUAUGCCCUUCAAAGGAUAUAUCCAAAGAUGUGAUUGCGGUGUCUCCCUUGAUGGAUCUGGCUAUCAUUUCUUGACAUGUAAAUGGGGUGGUGGGCCUGUCUGGUCCCACGAGUCCAUAGCUGCAGUGUGGGCAGAUUGUUUGAGAGAUCUCCAUAUACACCACCGACGGGAACCUAGAAACAGGUACUCAAACUCAAAUGACCGCCCGGAUAUCUCUGUUUUUGACUGUGGCUCUGGGUCUAAUGUGGACCUGGACAUCUCACUGGCGCACCCAUAGAGCUCUGAAAUCGUCAGCAGUGCAGCACACACAGAUGGAGCUGCAGCACUAAAGAGAGAAGAGAAGAAGCUGACCAAAUAUUACAAACAACUCCUUCCUGGGGGAGAAUCGUUCACCAUUGUCCCUUUAGUCCUGGAGCAUUUUGGAAGAUGGGGCAAGGAAUCAGAAUGUUAUCUACAACAAUUGUCCCUCAGAUCUACAGACGACUUGGGAAGACUGAACAGGGCGGAGUUUUUGCUGCAGUGGAGACAACGCAUUUCAGUUCAGUUGCAAAAAUGCAAUGCGAAAGUUAUCUACCGCAAGGUAGAGGGGGUGCUGAGAAGUGGCAAAUAAGAAGUGUUAUCUGUGAUAAUAGAGAAGAAACGUGGACCAAUACGGUCCAUAUAUCAUAUAUGUUUUUUCAAGUGUAGUUUAUGCAGAGAACAAAACUUUCAAAUAUUUUACUUUAGACGUGGCUGUACUAGCUCCUCUAGCCUGUAAUAGUUUCGAUGUUUGAAAUUAUACUACCAUUGACAGACAGACAGACAGACAGACACACAAUUUAUUCUCAUCCAGAUUCUACUUGUACAUAAGCUAGGAUUUUUUAAAUACAAAUCAGUCCUUGCAAACAACAAAGUCAUUAACUAAUGGACUUGACUUUGAAUGUCAAAAUCAAAUAAUCUAUCUAAAU
Molecule: messenger RNA, 1423 nt
Organism: Corticium candelabrum
Lineage: Eukaryota; Metazoa; Porifera; Homoscleromorpha; Homosclerophorida; Plakinidae
Exons: 1
Coding region: 52-753 (233 amino acids)
Source: RefSeq, a predicted model, not a curated record